Molecule: messenger RNA, 1024 nt
Organism: Diabrotica balteata
Lineage: Eukaryota; Metazoa; Arthropoda; Insecta; Coleoptera; Chrysomelidae
Source: the annotation of a GenBank genome assembly
AUGUCUUAUUUUGUAAAGAGAACCGAUAAAAUUAUGGGUCUUCUUCAUGAAGUAAAUAAGGGUUCAACAGCAAAAAGUAUUAUUGAUUAUACAAGUGUUGACCAAAACGUAAUUAUAAUCAAAAAUAAUAAUAAUCUUAUUGAUGAACAAAACACUAGCAAUACAACCAGUGAAGGUAACAGGGACAAUGGAAUUAUUCAUUUAGAAGGCACCGAUGAUGGAGGUUUUGACCUAACAUUACCGAACGUUGAUGAAGAAUUGGUAUUAACACCUCAUCAAGAAAAAAGCCAACCCGAAUUAGCGUUAAAUGGUGAUCAUGUAGUUCAACAUGAUGCAAGUUUUACACUACAAAAUACAGACUCGCAAAAUUUGAUGGAUGAUGAAGUGAAUCACUCAGGCUGGUUCAAUAACAUGCAAAGUUCAUCGAGUUCAAGGAUAAGCAGAAUUAUGGCUCUUGCUAAGAAAAUAAACUCAGAGCGUUAUGCACCAGAUCAAGUGCGAAACUCAGAAAUCUCAGAAAGACAUCUUUUAGAAGAGGAAAAUGCUGCACUUGUUUCUUAUGAUAAUGCAAACUGUGUUAUAGUUACGGAUAACGAUAAUAAUAAACCUGGUGCAUCAUUAUUACGGGUUGAUCUUCCACCAAAACGGAAAGACGACCUUAAAAUCUCGGACUUUGUAAGCGAUAAUGAUGAUGAUUCCAUUAAAGAUCCGAACUAUGAAUCAGAUUCUAGUAGCUCUAGUUCGUCCUCCUCUUCUACAUCAAGUAAUAGUUCUAGCUCAAGCAGUAGUGAUAGUCCAGGCGGCAAUUGUUUCUUGUCGAAUUCAAACAAUGUAAGCCAGGUAGCAGACAUUCCACUUGCAGACUCUCAAGCAGUAAAUACUCCAACAGAAAGCAUUCAGGUACCAGACGUUGAAGUUGCAGACACUCUAGCAGUAAACUUACAAUCAUCAGGACCUGAAACAUAGAAGAUAAUUUCAAAUAACUUUAAUAAGGAAAACAUAGCUAAAGAAACAGAAAAAGUGG